Gordionus sp. m RMFG-2023 is the source of this 1962-nucleotide messenger RNA. RefSeq names its product dynactin subunit 4-like. The transcript is spliced from 13 exons. Gene Ontology annotation, cellular component: dynactin complex. The record is from RefSeq and is a predicted model, not a curated record. Lineage: Eukaryota; Metazoa; Nematomorpha; Gordioida; Chordodea; Parachordodidae. Bases 38 to 1543 code for a protein of 501 amino acids.
UAUCAUCUGAUUAAUAUUAUUAAGAUUCGGUCAAAAUAUGAAAGUUAAAUAUUUAUGCACCUGCGGUAUCUAUUUGCCUUUAGUAAAUUUAUAUUUUUGUCGACACUGUGCUAAAAUAAGAUGCCGAAAUUGUGUGAAAUAUGAGAUUGAUUCAUAUUAUUGUCCCCAUUGUUUAGAAAAUGUGCCAUCUACAGAAGCUAAGAUUAAAAAUAAUAUGUGCUCAAAUUGUUACCAAUGCCCAUUAUGCUUUAGUAUUUUAGUUACUAAAGGAUCAGUCAAACCCUUGUCUUCUGAUUUAUCAAAUCAAAUAUCAACUGAAAAUUUACAUAAAUUUUAUUAUUUACACUGUGAAGCAUGUUAUUGGAGUAACAAAAAUCAGCAAAUUAGUAAAAUAAUGACUAGUGAUGCUUCUUCCUUAUCAAAUGAUUCUGAAAACUUUAAUGAACUUAUUGCUAAAAAAACUGAAGAACUUAUCAAUUAUUAUCAAACUAUGAAUUUAAAAAAUAAUAUUUAUUAUGAAAAUAAUUUCAAAAGAUCAAGAUUUUAUAUGUCUGAUUUUUUGAAAGGCACAGUAAGCACAGUACCUAAUAGAGAAAUUGAUAUUUCAAAGGCAUGUGAUAUAUUUGAACCAGAAUAUGGCACUCUAAUAAAUAAUAAAUUUCCUGAUAAUGUAUCAUCAUUAAAUGCAUUAUCUAGUUUAGAACAAAGAUAUAAAAAUAUUACAACACAGCCUACAACAAUUGAUAAAUUAUCUCCUUCAAGAAUUCAUUUUCAAACCAAACUUACAAUAAGAUGCAAUGAAUGCCAACAUUUUAUUAUCAAGCCAGAACUUAAGCCUGGCACUAUUCAAUUUAAAGUUGAUCAAAUGGCCAUCUAUUACCUUCCUGAAUUGACAAUUCUCAAAGCUCCUCACAAAUUGCAUCAAGAUGAAGGAGAAAUAUAUACCACAAACCCUGAAAAUUUAAUAAUAAUGAUUAAAAAUUCUUCUCUCUAUAAAAGAGAGAUUUGCUUGUCAAAUAUUGAUGAUACUAAAAAUGUAACCAUUCUUGAUAAAGUUAAGAAAGUUAUUAAGAGAUAUGGCAUGGAAGGUGGUUUAGAAGAAAGAUUAUUUUCUUCCAAUUAUUUUAAUAAAUUUUUUCAAUCUAAUAUGAAGCUUAUAAUCCCCUAUGAUAUGCAACCAUUUGUUGUUGAUAAAUUGACACUUGAUAUUGAGGAAGCUUGUCAACGCAUUCAAAAAAUAAAUUUAGAGCUUUACUUCCAAAUACAAAAUAAAACCCUUCCAAACAAGAUAGUAUUAUAUAAAGAAUUGAAUAAAAUUAUGUUACAAUUGAAAAUAUCAAAUAUAGAUUUAGACAACCAAAUAUUAUUGAUGGAUAAUGAAGGUGGCAAAAUUAAAAAUGUAUGCUGCCAUUUAAUACUGAGUCAUAAUUAUUCCAAUCCAACCUUACUUUCUACCACCAAUGUAGAUGAAAUAGCCAAAGUGAAUAGAGAUUUAGAUCAUAAAGAAAUAACAUUGCAUCACAUUGUGAAAAUCGAAUUUUAAUUUUAAAAUAUGCAUAAAUGUCUGAUAUUAUAACACAGCUUGUAAUAAUUUAUAAUAUUUUAAUAAUCAUUAGGCAAAUCAUUCUUCUUCUUAAAAAUUGAUAAGGUGUUAAAAUUAUUUUGAUAACUUAUCAUAUCCCUGCCGCCAAUUUAUCUGACCAAACUCGUGAUGGUCGGAUUCAGGCUAACAUUUUCUCUCAGUUAGAUUUAAACCUUAAUUUUAAAAUUGGUUUGAUCAAAUUAGAUUCAGAUCUCAAAAAAAAUUAUUUUGAAUUUAUGAUAUUUCAAAUUUCCAUGUAAUGACAUGCUUUUUUAACUGUCCAAUAUAAAAUAAAUCGGAUCGAUCUAUUUUUAAAUUAACGGGUUGGAUCUGACUUGGAUAUUUGAAAUUCAUAUUGGAUCGGAUAAGUCAGACAAAAA